AUGGGGUAUAAAUUCACUUUCAAUGGACCUACUAACUCGACUUGCUCACGUUCAUCUGAUUUGGACACUAGCUGGACAACCUUUCCGAAAUGCGAAAAAAAGAGAUGUCCGCUGCCAUUCAAACUUGCCAACGGCGAAAUUUCCUGCAGAAGUACACAGUACUUUUACGAUGAAUCGUGUGUAUUCACUUGUAACAAAGGAUUCAAACUAGAAGGAGCUUCAUCUAUGUACUGCAUGGAAAACGAAAAUUGGUCGAAGUCAACAAUAGAUAUUAGUUGUAAAGACAACGAUCCACCGUUGGUAACUUGUCUCCGACAAGUAUUUUAUGCCGAAAGAGGAAUGCUUUCCACACAUGUUUAUUGGGAAGAACCGACAGUAACGGACAACGUCGAUAUUGAUAUCGUCGCAACUAAACUCAGUACUGAUAUCAAUCAAGGAGAUGCCCUAAGUCAGGGGACGUAUGAAGUUAGUUACCGUGCAACCGAUAAACAAGGGAACUGGAAGAAAUGCAGUGUUGUUCUUGAAGUCAAAGUGAUUCGGUGUGAUCAUAGUCCAGCCGAUGCUCUAUCCGAUCCAAAAUUUUUGACGUACAACUGCACUGAUUUGUCAUAUUAUUAUGGCGUUCAAUGUGAUAUUAGAUGCGAGUUGAACCUUGACAGAAAUGGAUCGUCUUUUAUGACUUGUGAAAAAGAAGAAAAUAUAAACGUUGGCGCUUGGAAAUGGGAAUCUGACUUUGAGCCACACUGUAUAGUUGUUAGCUGUCCACCACUUUCUCCACCGGCAAACGGGGCAAUGACAUUCGAUACGAUAAAUGCCAGACCUAUGUAUGUAAUGGCAUGUGAAAUGGGCUUGGAGGUGCCCAACGUUGGCAAUGAGUUUACCGGUCGUCUUUCGUGCCAAGACGAUGGAGAUUGGUUUCCUUUGGACGAAUUUCCGGAUUGUAUCGAACCUAGUUUCCUCACCAUGGCCUUACCAGCAGAACUGUAUUACGAAGGCAACUGCAAUGAUGAUGCUACGAAAGAAUUGAUAAAGAACACAAUCCUUGGAUACUUAGCUUCGAUUCAAGCAGAUAUUGAAAGUUCGUUAUGUCCCGGCGAGAGCUGCUCAGUCGACAAUCUUGAAGUGAUUUGUGGUGAAUCACGAAAGCGGAGGGAGACCUUUCAUCAACGUAACAAAAGACAGGUUGGGUUUGCACUAGUUCGCUUUAAUAUUGGAGCUGUCUUCAAUACAACAAACAGAGAUGUUAACGAGGCGUAUAACCGUUUAUUGCCAAUGUUGCAAAUGAUCGAAAACAGAAUAACAAUUGAUGUGGCUGCUGGAAGUCUUGAUAUAACAGGAUUUGUACUGGCUGUCGAUGCCUUUGUUGUGUCUACUGCGGUUGAAAAGGUUUGCCCCAAAGGUUAUAUCAUAGAUGGAUUUAUUUGCAAGGCUUGUCCUGCCGGCACUUAUUUUAAUGCAUCAUCAGAGACUUGUGAGCUUUGUCCGAUCGGACAGUAUAUUGAAAUGUCUGGGAUGUCGGAAUGUGAUACAUGUCCAUCUGAUCACAGCACGAUGAAGACAGGGUCAAAAAUGCUUUCCAACUGUACAAGAUUAUGCGAACCUGGUUUUGUAUCAGGAACAACGAUGGUACCUUGUACUGCUUGCCCCAAGGGAACCUUUCAGCCUGAAAAAGGGCAAACGACAUGUGCUCAAUGUCCGCCCGGAACAACGACAUCUAGUGGAAACGCUAUAUCUUUGUCAAUGUGUCAGCCCUAUGAUAUACAGGAGAGAGAGGAACUUGCAGGAGCAUGCAACGUCCAGAUUGAAGACCAGCUGUCUUCUUUUGAUACACUGUUAGAUCAUUCCUUUGAUGGUAUAAUCGUUGUAGUACCAUCUACAUGUGAUCCUAUAGAUGAAUGCAGUGAAUUGCCGUGUGGAAACCACACUUGUAUCAACAAAAUGGAUGAUUUUGAAUGUAAUUGCCAAGAUGGCUGGUCUGGUGACACUUGUGAGAUUCCUCCAGACUUUUGUCAACAAAAUGAAUGUGGAAAUCACAGCAUUUGUGUUAAUAUACAAGAUUCAUACCAAUGCAAUUGUUCUGGCAAUUACUCAGGCACAUUUUGCCAGACACCACCAGGGGCCGGGAUAUGGUCAACGUGGAAUGAUUGGUCAAGCUGUGACGCUACAUGCGGUGGUGGAACGAAGCGAAGACAGCGGCAGUGUAUUUACCCAGGAGACGGAAUACCUGGAUCAGUGUGUCCUGGGAGAGCUCAUGAAUCUAGGCCAUGUUUUCCUGAGAAAUGUCCGGAAUGCCCAUCACUCAAACGUGGCAUUGGGACUAAGAAACACUGCGAGACAAAUCAUGUUACUGGACAGAAAGUCUGCAAUCUUACUUGCAUUAUUGGGACCACAUUUCCAUCCGGACAGAAGCCCUAUGAGUCAUACUCUUGUGGGAUGACAACAGGCUACAUUUGGGAACCAUUUGAUGUACUUCCUGAUUGUGAAGUUUUUGAUCCACCUACGACUUUGGGAUUAACGUUCGAAGGCGAGUUCAAUAGUGACUUACCUACCACAGGAAAAGAUGCAGUCGUAUCAAACAUUGAGUCUGAAACAAAUAUAAUUAAUUGCAUUACGACAAGCAAAUGUCAGAUGACAGUUCAUUGGGAUACGAAUACUUCGGAAAAGCAGAAAAGAGCAGCAACCGGGACAUCAAUUAGGCUUGUGUUUUCAAACUCCUUUGAAGGAUUAGAUGACCUGAAUAUUGCACAGUAUCUGACAGACGGAACAGUAAGCGCCGAUCUUAACGAACUCCAGACCGCAUUUUCUGACCUACAAGAGAUGUUUGAACUCCUCGGAAACAACAGCGCCACCAUUUUCACUGUUAACGUAGACGGAACAGUUUAUUCACUGGAUGAGAGCUCUGUUCAAUCCCACCUGUCAGUUACGUGUCAGUCAGGAUAUGCUGGAACUGACGGACUGUGUGUCCAAUGUCCAGCGGGCACGAACGAAAUCCAGUCAGUUUGUCGCAGCUGUGAUCUUGGAACAUAUCAGUCGCUGAAAGGUCAAACAAAUUGCUCUGUGUGUCCAGAUGGAUACACAACCGCAACAGACUUAUCUACGGAUGUGUCAGAUUGUUCAGGUUUUAAUGAUCACUUGGCUUCAGGGUGGCAAAUAACGCGUCAAUAA
Messenger RNA from Mya arenaria, 3165 nucleotides. Its product is annotated as sushi, von Willebrand factor type A, EGF and pentraxin domain-containing protein 1-like. Bases 1 to 3165 code for a protein of 1054 amino acids. The transcript has 15 exons. Lineage: Eukaryota; Metazoa; Mollusca; Bivalvia; Myida; Myidae. The record is from RefSeq and is a predicted model, not a curated record. Gene Ontology annotation, molecular function: calcium ion binding. Gene Ontology annotation, cellular component: cell surface. Gene Ontology annotation, biological process: signal transduction.